Molecule: messenger RNA, 2025 nt
Organism: Haliotis rubra (blacklip abalone)
Lineage: Eukaryota; Metazoa; Mollusca; Gastropoda; Lepetellida; Haliotidae
Product: nose resistant to fluoxetine protein 6-like
Exons: 11
Coding region: 70-2025 (651 amino acids)
Molecular function (GO): acyltransferase activity, transferring groups other than amino-acyl groups
Source: RefSeq, a predicted model, not a curated record
UAGCGCCGAGACGUGCAUAUUUUUGUUCAUCAUCAACACCUGAGAUUCUCGUGAUAAAAGACGUUGAUCAUGUUUCCUGCACAAUCAUGCACGAUUCUCAUCAUUUUGGUGUGUAUGUGUUCAGUAGUGCCAUCUCAAACGUAUAAUGAUAUUAAUAAGUAUCAUGACAGAAACAAACCGAUUGCACAACAAAGAGGCAAUAUCACACAGGGCACCCAGACUGCUUCGAAUGUUCUGCCAAGUUCCUCCAGGUUAAAGUACGAAGGAGAUGGAGACGCUAAGGAUCAACAGCCUUUUGUUCCUCAGUCUUUUGAUCAAAACGAUCCCUCUCAAGGUUCACAUGCUUCGUCUGCAGAACCGAUUGUGUUGGCGGGAAUGUUGCAAUCAGUUUUGCAGAAUCCCCAGUUGAUUCCCAUGCUUAUGACCGCCAUGGAAAACCAGCAAGGAGAUGGUAUGCAGAGUGUCUUGAAGACUAUUAUAAGCAAAGGUUCGGGUGGUCAAGAGACGCCAUUGCUGUCGACGUUGGAGGAGGUGUUGCCAAUGGUGCAGUAUUUCCUGAGUCUAGAGGGUCUUGAGAGCGAGGACCGAUGUACAGCUGACGUCAGCGCCUAUCUCCAGGGCGUGGGACAGGGUCAGAUGUGGGCCUUGCAAAUGCUUGAUGCCUCAGGAAAACCAGGAAGGAGUAUUCUACAAGGAGCUAUCAAAUUCCUUGGCAACUACGACCAAUGUCUGGAUGUGUCACACACACUGACCAAUGAGAGGACGGGACAAAGUCGUGUGAUAAAUGGAGGUUACUGUCAUUUUAAAUUCACUCUUCCUGCGGCCAUAACCAAUCUUACCAACGGCGAUGACCCACUGCCGAUCGACCCAUACCACAAUUACAUACAAUGGGACCUCUGUUUACCAAAUUCCUGCAAUGAUAGUCAAGUGACGGAGGCAGCUUCAAGAUUACCUCUGAACGCUACUGGAUCUUCUCUGAUGUCGGCCUAUUUUUCCAAGUUAACGGACUGGAAGGAAGACCCAAGCGCAGUGGCAACAGUGGUUGUGUUAUGUUUCAUCGUCGCGUUAUCUCUUGUGGGGACCCUGUAUGAUAUCAUCAGCGCUGAAAUAGACAGGUACAGACGUGAACGCCACAAUGACAACACCGACGGUGACGGUGAAUCUGAGGCUUGCGCCUACAACAACGACGUCUUCGUGAAAGAUGACGACGGCCUACCAUGUAAAAACGUUAGCUGCACCGCAGAACGUCCUGGGUUACAACGGUUAGAAAAUCAAGAGGACAAACAUCAAAGCGAAGGUUUUGGGCGUCAAUUCCUCCUGUCGUUCUCAAUCAGCAGGAACACUGAGAAGAUCCUCAGUACCAGGACGGGGGAUGGAAACCUGGGCUGUAUCCAUGGCAUCCGGGUACUCAGUAUGGCCUGGGUCAUCCUCGGGCAUGCUGUUUCUUGGGAUGGACUUAUGAGCUAUGAGAACGUAACAGAUUAUGCUGAAUGGUCGAGAAGAUUCACCAUGCAGUUUAUCGUCAGUGCUUCAGUCGCAGUGGAUACAUUCUUUCUGCUCAGCGGCUGCUUGUUGACCUUCUUGUUCCUGAGAGAAUGUGACAAGUCCGCCAGAGGGAAGCCUACAGCCACACAGAUGGUCAUCUACUACAUCCACAGAUGGUGGAGACUGACCCCUGUGUAUAUGAUAAUCAUCAUGGUAUACUCGGGUUUGCUGGACCACCUCAUAGACGGACCGCUGGCUGAGUCAAAAAAACUCAUUGACAAGGACCAUUGUCGGGACAACUGGUGGGCCAAUAUGCUGUACAUCAACAAUUUGUAUAAGAUCGACGAAAUGUGUCUUCCAGCUUCCUGGUUCUUGGCAAAUGAUAUGCAGUUUUACGUUGUGGCGCCACUGGCUUUACUGCCACUUGCUUUCGGCUUUGCCAGGAUUGGUUAUUGUGUGAUAUCAGGAUUCAUUGCUAUACAUAUUAUAUCAUACGGAUAUCUGGAAUGGCAAACUGGAGGCAGCUCUUUACUUUGGUAA